AUGAGUUGCCAGAUGAUUUUCAAAAGUUUCAAGUUGCUGAGCAUCGUCCAGAAUAUCCUAGCGUGGCUGUUGUCCUUCUUGCUGUCGGCGGAACAGAACAAGCGAAUGUAUGAAGCAAAGACGAAGACGACGAACGCACUCCAGGAGACGUUAGGCGACAGGAUAAGGGGGAUGUUGUCCCUCGGUCUCUUAGCCACAGCAGCUCAAUCGCAGGGUCGAGGCUAUGCUUCCACUCUAGUCCGCAGGGUCACUUCUGAGACUGAUUGUCAAGGGCGCGGCACAUGGUUGCUGUCGUCCAACUAUGCCAACACACCGUUCUACGAGAGUCUUGGCUUCGUUUCUAUGCGGAAAGUCAUAUUCGGUGACGACAAUCGUACCUGGAACAGGCCCCAUGUCCCGGAGAUGGUCGCAGAAAAGGAACAGUCGGUGCUUGACGAACGGCUGCUCUCUCGGAUAGCUGUGGAUCCCGAAGUCGAAUUGCUCAGAUAUGCGGAUGUCCCUCGCACUGUAGAGAGAAUGAUGUAUGCUCGCAAUAACAGCGUACUGCAUCACUACAUCUUCGGCACACCAGACGCGCACAAGAACCCUACGUUACCGUACCGUGAUCGCAUUCAACUAUUUCUCAGCUGGGCGGAUGGUGUACGUAGGCGUGAGCUCCUGACAGUCAAUCGCGGCGAUUCCUUGUUGCUCUACUCCCCGGCUCCUGAAUCCGUCCCUCGACGGCGAAAGACCACCAAUAAGAUGAUACAUGGCCUAAUUCGUCGGAUUCUGAGCGUGUUUGACCCGUUCUACACUAAAGAGCAGCGCAAACGUAUGAAGGAGCUGCGCGAGACGUCCGCUGCUGCAAUUGAGGCCACACUGGGUCAAAGGGUGUCAGAGCUCAUCUCAAUCGACAAUCUCGUCACUGCGUUCGAGAAACAGGGCUUAGGCUAUGCUUCUACUCUCGUCAACUACAUCUUGGAUCUUGCAGUCGAGCAGAAGCGGAGCGUGUGGUUGUUGACGAACGAACACACUGUCGGAUUCUACGCACGCUUUGGUUUCAAGGAGGUCGAGCGAUACAGCCUUGGGGAACAUAAUCCGACCUGGACCGAAGACCCUGUUAUCAGUUGCAUCCUCCUCUGGGAACCCGAGUCUCGAGCAUUCGACUCGGAGACCGAGGAAAGUUUGCACCAACCAUCCCCCACCUUGUCGGCCCUUCAUGCGAUUCUGUGGAACCCAGAGUGCAAAGUAACAAAUUUAGUGCCGACCUUAGGCUAG
Rhodofomes roseus is the source of this 1257-nucleotide messenger RNA. RefSeq lists its product as uncharacterized. The coding region runs from base 1 to 1257 and encodes 418 amino acids. The transcript has 10 exons. The record is from RefSeq and is a predicted model, not a curated record. Gene Ontology annotation, molecular function: acyltransferase activity, transferring groups other than amino-acyl groups. Lineage: Eukaryota; Fungi; Basidiomycota; Agaricomycetes; Polyporales; Fomitopsidaceae.